AUGAAUCCAGGCGGAGAAGGCGCGCCAAAUAGGCCAAACAACCCGCCCGACCAAGAGAGGAGAGCCAAUGAUCCUCCUAAUCCAGCAGAAGCUAGAGCUGACCAGCCAGCACCGGCCAGAGACGUUCCUCCGCCCAAUCCGAACGCGCCCGAUGCAGCUGAGCCGCUACAGCCACCUCUUAACCCGCCGCGACCACCACCGGCGUUUGCAAAUGGACAUCAUCGUCACGGUGACAACCAAGGGAUGCCUCAAGACCAACCUCACGCACCUCCAAGGAGAGUGCCAAACGCGCAGCAUCCAAGGCACCAAACUAUGGGAGACUUUGAUUCGUCCGAUGCUUUCUUUAUGGAUCGGAAUCCAAUCCGACCGCCUCUACCUCCAAGGAACGAUUUUGAGAUCAAACCGCAGAUCAUUGCCUUGGUGAAGCAAAACCAAUUCCAUGGUUUGCCCACUGAGCAUCCUCUUGAUCACGUCGACACCUUUGAGGAGAUAUGUAGCACAACUCGUGUUAAUGGAGUAUCACCGGAUUACUUCAAGUGCAAGCUAUUCACUUUUUCUCUAAGUGACAAGGCGCUAAGAUGGGUAAAAUCUUUACCACCUCAGUCCAUUACAACAUGGAAUGAAUACAAGGGAGCUUUCUUGAACCAAUUCUACACUAAGCAAAGAUCCAACUCUAUAAGGAGCAAGAUUUCUGGUUUCAAGCAAGAUUCAAUGGAGUCAUUCUAUGAAGCUUUGGAGAGAUUCAAAGAAUAUACAAGGAGCUGUGAUGUCUUUUGGAGCAUUCUGGAGCAUAUGGGACAUAAGGAGCAUGGAGGGACUUGGCACAUGGAAGCAGCUCAACUGGAUACGCAAAGGAAGAAGGGAGAAGCCAUCUUGAAGACCAGCUCGACCGUCUACUCGACCAACCGGUCGAGUUCCUCAACUCGACCGGCCAAGCUUCAACUCGAUCGAGCUGAGAAGUCAAAGUCAAACCCGAAAAAUGUUGCUUCCCCCUUGACUUUCCUUUGA
This is a messenger RNA of Microthlaspi erraticum, 1008 nucleotides long. The record is from the annotation of a GenBank genome assembly. Lineage: Eukaryota; Viridiplantae; Streptophyta; Magnoliopsida; Brassicales; Brassicaceae.